AUGAAUGUGGUCAUUCUCAACAAAGUUGAUUCUGAUUUAUCAUCAACUUCUGAUAAUCCAACCCCCUCAUCACCAUCAAAAGAUGAAAAUUCAAAUGAAACUAAAUCCGGUUUAUUGGCAGGCCUAUUUUGGAGAAAGAAACCAAAGACCAAAGAAAUCAAUUUAGAUGAUUUCUAUUAUAAUGAAGAAUUAGGUAAAUGGGUUGAAAGAGGCAAAGAAGCAGAGGCAAUCGCUGCUAGUGGUCCAAACACAAGAAGAAAACCAAGAUAUGUUGAUACUCUCAAUCAAACAGUUUAUACUGGUGGUGUCAAUAAUUCUUCCUCUCAAUCGUUACCACCAAAACCACCAACUUCAACUUUUACACCAUUCAUGCCUGCUUUUGAUCCUUCUGCUGCUAUUAUCGAACAACAACAACAACAAAAACAACAACAACAACAACAACAACAACAACAACUUGGAGAUUUAGGUAGAGUUUAG
Molecule: messenger RNA, 477 nt
Organism: Dictyostelium discoideum AX4
Lineage: Eukaryota; Evosea; Eumycetozoa; Dictyosteliales; Dictyosteliaceae
Exons: 4
Coding region: 1-477 (158 amino acids)
Source: RefSeq, a predicted model, not a curated record